Molecule: messenger RNA, 1586 nt
Organism: Porites lobata
Lineage: Eukaryota; Metazoa; Cnidaria; Anthozoa; Scleractinia; Poritidae
Source: the annotation of a GenBank genome assembly
AUGAUGCGAUCACAAGUUAAAGUGACCACCAUGUUGCUUGUGCUGAUUUUUUCGCUCACUGGUCUCUGUUCUGCUAAGGACAAAAAACCACCAGACACCAAGGUAACUGCAUUGAUACAUAUAUCAGAUAUUACCACUACACAUUUUUUUUAUUACAGUCAAAUAAUGUUACUUUGUAGAGAUAACUAGGAAUGACCCAAAUGUUAAUUUAACUAAAUCUGUCUGCAGGUUGAUUAAGAAGACUACCAAAUUCAGACAAAAAAUAAGAUGGUGUGAUUACUUGCAAAACCUGAGAGAGAACAUUUUCACGUUUAAACAAUCAAAAUUAACAUUUUUACAAAUUAUGAAACAGCUUCUUUACUGUAAAAUAAAUUUCUUCUUACAAAAGCACAAUUGGCGAUUUCGUUUGAAAAAAAAAAAAAAAAAAAACUUGGAAAGUUAAGGAACUACUUCCUCUCCUGAAUUGAAACGCUAGAUGACAGUUAAAAUUAUGAAGAGCUACUAGCAGUUUGUCACUGACUUUUUCUAUUUUUGGCAGCCUGUUCAAUCCUGUCCAUCCUGUAAUAAUGGCGGACAAACCGGGAUGUGGACAUACAUGACAUGCAUCCCAGGAGCCCCUGGGGCACCUGGUCGAGAUGGAGCCAAAGGAGACCUGGGCAGCUCAGGGAAAACUGGGACCCAGGGACCACGUGGUGCUGAUGGAAAGAAAGGAGCAAAGGGAGAGCCUGGGAUCCAGGGUUCCGCCGGUAGAAAAGGAGAGCGAGGAGACAAAGGCGACAAUGGAACGCCACGACUGGCUUCACACAUGAACUGGAAAGAGUGUGCUUGGAAAAAGGCAGACGGCACUGAUUCAGGACUGAUAUAUGUAAGUACGGAGCGUCACUUUGUUACCCGAGUUAAACAAUAUUCUAUUAGCUCAAAGCAAUUUAUAUUUACUGAAAUGAUUGACUGCUAUAAUUCUGAAGUCAGUGCGCAGUCAGCAGUGAUGAUGACUGCUUCUUUUGAAGCUACGUAGUUUUCUAUUAAAGCCGGGCCAUAAUCUGUUUCAUAUUACACUGUGUCCUUAGAACUCCAUUCUUAAUUUUUUUGCUAAUCUUAUGUACAUGAAUUUGUUUUUGUUCAAACACCUUGUGUUAAUUAAAAUUUUACAACUGAUGUAUUGUUUUUUAUAGACUGGAGUAAAAAAAGUACAAUACUAUACGGAUCCUGUUUCUUUAUAUCUCGUUUAGAACUGUGACUUUGUGAAAAAAUACCCGGACACUUCCCUCCAUGUCUACUACGCUGGUAACCUCAGGAUUCACGGAUGUGACGACUGCUGUAAUCGCUGGUAUUUCACCUUUAAUGGAGCCGAGUGCAGCUCUCCUGGAACUAUUGACGGUGCAUUCUACAUGGCAAGAGGCAGAAACCACAAUCUUCACCGUCACCGCCACAUUGAAGGUCACUGCAAUAACAUUCAGAAAGGAAAGGUGCGAGUGGGAUUCUCGGUUGGAAAAUGCGUCGCAGUACAGAAGCUUGCUGACGCCUGGACUGGUUGGCAUUCAAUGAAUCGUAUCUUUAUUGAGGAAGUGCCGAAAGCUCAGCAGUAA